Capra hircus (goat) is the source of this 869-nucleotide messenger RNA. RefSeq names its product chromosome 7 C19orf24 homolog (gene FAM174C). The transcript has 3 exons. The record is from RefSeq and is a predicted model, not a curated record. NCBI's taxonomy places the organism in Eukaryota, Metazoa, Chordata, Mammalia, Artiodactyla, Bovidae. Gene Ontology annotation, cellular component: extracellular region. The coding region runs from base 107 to 499 and encodes 130 amino acids.
UCCGGCUACGAGGCCAGCCCCUGAAUCCCAUUGGCUGACACUGCUCCGCGCCAUUGAAUACAGUCCCUAAAAGGGGGCGGGGCGCAACUAGCGUUUCCGCCGGGCAAUGGGGCCGCGCUUGCUGCCGCCGCGGCUCCUGCUGCUGUCGGCGCUCUUGCUGCCGCCACUGCUGUACGGAGCCGAGGACACGCCCCCGUCUCCACAGGACACGCUGUCGCUGUCGCCGCCCGUCGUGACGAACGGGAGCCAGCCGGGUGCACCGCACAACGACACACACCCGGGGCCACUGGGCUCGCCGGGCUCGCCGCUGCUGCGCUCGUUCUACGUGGUCACGGGCCUCAUCGUCCUAGCCGCUCUCUACUUCCUCAUCCGGGCAUUCAGAUUGAAAAAGCCACAGCGGAGGAGAUACGGGCUCCUGGCCAACACCGAGGACCCCACCGAGAUGACGUCAAUGGACAGUGACGAGGAGACAGUCUUUGAGACAAGGAACCUGAGAUGAUGUUUGGUUCAGAAAGGCAGCAUUUCCAGUGGCCCUGGGGGAAGGAUAAAAGGCAGGGGCCUUCCCAGUGCUUGGAACACCCCGCCUGGACCAGACAGCAUGUGUGGAGCCCUCCCGGCCCACUGGAAGCCAGCUCAGCCCUCUCUGCAGACAGGACUGCCCAGGUUACCGGGUGGAAGCCAGAGGGGCAGCCCUACACAGGACUCUGAGGCCCCUGGCCAUGAUGUGACUUAUACCAGUCACCCUCCCUGGUGGGAAUGCGGCAGCCCCAGGCUGAGGCCUGGAAGGCGGGCAGGCUGGGUGUCCUGUCUGGGGGCACCAUUCCUCUGGGGCGGGGACAAAUAAAGGCAGCAGUGCUUUUGUAGCCGGU